CUCGCCGGUCCCGCAGGCAGCUGUCAACGGCAGCUUCCAAACUUUGACUCAACCACGACAACAGCUUCAACACGCCACUACAAGCACGCUUGCUCUCGUCUUGCAACCACCAGACCUCUUUCUCAUCCUGCAGCUCGCGCGCCACAGUAACCAUGGCCAAAGGAAAGGGCGGCGGAGGAGGCGACAACCUGGGCAGCAAAAAGGCCCAAGGCCAGGCGCGCAAAGCCGACGCUGCCAACGCAAAGAAAGCUGCAGUGCAGGCAAAGGAAGAUCAAGCAGAAUCAGCCAACUGGGAGAAGGGCGCAAAGUCAAAUGCUAAGGCCGACGCCGCCGCCGAAAAAGCCGCAGAAGCCGCGCGCAAGAAAGCCGAAAAAGCCGCCCUACUCGCCGAAGAAGAAGCCUCCCUGCCCUCGAAGCCCAAGGGCGCCGGCGCAAAGAAAGCAGAAAAGAAACCUUCAGGCCGGGGCAUCGAUUCCGCACUGGGCUCCUUCGACAAGCCGUCCGCGCUCAACGCAUCGGGCAUCGACAACGCGCUCGAUGCUCUCGACAUCACAUCCGACAACAAAGACAAGCUGGACCGCCACCCGGAGCGCAGAUUCAAGGCGGCGUACGCGGCGUUCGAGGAGCGGCGGCUGGACGAGAUGAAGGACGAGAAGGGCCUCAGACGGCAGCAGAAGAUCGACCAGAUCCGGAAGGAGUUUGAGAAACACCCGGACAAUCCGUUCAACCAGGUCAACGCGUCCUACAACGCUACACGAGAUGACAUGGCGACGAUCAGGGAGAGCGUCAAGGGCGAGAAGGAGAGGAGGUUGGGUGGUAACUAGGAGUUUGUUGAGUCGACCGGAGUCGAGGAUCAGGCCGUGUGUAUCACAGAGACGGAUUCGGAGUCGGAGUAGAGAGUACGCCGGUCUCGUUGGGAUAUGCCAAAUGGUUCAUGCGAAAUGGAUGAUAAAGGGCUGAAGUACGACAGGGUACGCUACAAGUAGUGGUGGCGCUCGCUGCAUUUGCAGUUCACGUAUGUCAGGUACUGGGUUUCUAUAGAAGAGUGCGCUUUUGCAUACAAUUCAUCAUAUUGUUCUC
Molecule: messenger RNA, 1080 nt
Organism: Macroventuria anomochaeta
Lineage: Eukaryota; Fungi; Ascomycota; Dothideomycetes; Pleosporales; Didymellaceae
Product: DUF1014-domain-containing protein
Exons: 2
Coding region: 153-824 (223 amino acids)
Biological process (GO): transcription by RNA polymerase II
Cellular component (GO): nucleus
Molecular function (GO): transcription coactivator activity
Source: RefSeq, a predicted model, not a curated record